Messenger RNA from Anas platyrhynchos (mallard), 4829 nucleotides. The record is from RefSeq and is a predicted model, not a curated record. NCBI's taxonomy places the organism in Eukaryota, Metazoa, Chordata, Aves, Anseriformes, Anatidae.
UCUGGGGGUUUCUCGUGCUGAAGGCUCAUAGUCUUCCUCCCAGGCUUUUUCCUUGUCGUCUCCUUUGUCCAUCUUGGCCGGAUGUCAGAGACUUGCGCAGUGUCCCCUGCAAGCUUUGUCUUCUAGUUGUCCUUCAGCUUUCUUAAUCUCCUGGUCAGAUAUCCGAGACAUGCAUAGUGCCCCAUGCAAUAGUCAUAAUAGUUAGCAGUCGUUCUGAAAACUCCCAGAUAUCAGAGACUUCAAGGAAAAGUCUAUAAAUACAUUUCCCUUCAAGUUCUCUAUUGACACGAAUUGCUAAAACAUUCCUCACAUCCCUUUCUUAUAUUUUGAGAGCUUGUGAUCUUUGUUUUUUACUGUUCUCACGCUGCUCAUCCUGUUUUUCUCAAGCUUCUACCUUAUUGGGGAACAGUGAGGCCUUCUACUGUCCACUUAUCUACUUGGCAUUUCUCUUUGUUCUGACUACACAACUACUUUUGAAUACGGAAGGUUAGUUUCUACUGAAAAAAACAAACAAACAACAACAAAAAAACAACAAACAAAAAGAAAAAAAAAAACACUCUACUUCAAAAACACGUUCAACUGCAAAAACACAACUUAGUUUCUCACAGGACUGAUAUAGGGAAUAUCAACGGGAGGACCCUGAAGAUAAGGGAGGAGAAGACUCCAUACCAGCAAGAUAAGGGAGGAAAAGACCCCAUACACACAGAUAAUAGAACCAGCAAGAACUGACUUGGACUGCUGAAGUCUUUAAAUGAGUGAAAGGGUCAAAAGUUUAGCAGCGAGGAAGACUUUUGGCCCUAUCGUCAUUCGAUACCCCCCAAUAACGCAGAACAGAGCCGCAGCCCCAGCCUCCCCCCCCCCCCCCCCCGAACAGGCAGGAGCUGUGCUUGUGCCGCUGUGGGUGCUGACGUGCUGAGGCUGGAGCCAGGGGUGACAACAGCCCACCCACCCCCCGGCACUAUAAAAGUAGUCCCUAGGGAGCACCGUGACCCAGGAGCACCACUAACAGGAUGCGCUAACAGGACCAGUUUGGCAGUUAGCACAGGCAGUUCAAGCGGGGCAGGGAGGAGAACCUAGACCUCGCCAUGGUGGGCACCUGUUACAGCGGUCAGUCCGAGGUGGCAACCCAAACGGAGGAGAUGCUGCCUCUCUGGGCUCAUGUGGGCACCCAGGUGGAUCCCCUGAGGGGGGAGGUGGCAGUCCAGACAGGUGACUGUGGGGAACUCCGGAAUCUGGAGGUCCAUCUGGGCCAUGAGGGAGGAGAGUGCUGUCACGGGUGCAGGUGUGCCCUGCUUCAGGGACUCCUCAAGCAGGUGGCUGGGCUGCAGCGAGAAAUCGGCAGCCUGAGGGAGUCUCUGAGGGUGACAGAUAGGAGGGGCCUCCCUGCCCCUGCUGUUGCUCGGCAGCCCUCUCCUAUGUCCCGACAAGGGAUAGAGGCUGCCCCCGUUGAACACAUGCGGAACAGAGGGCUAAACUGUCCGCAAGAGACAAGGGGCUGGACCCUUGUCUCGGCUCGGAGCAAAAUGAGACGUCUGCCCCUGACACCCACAAUGCCACCUACCCCCAUGGUGUCCCUGGGAAAUAGUCCCUGGGUGACUGGGAUGCAGAUAGAAGGAGCAAAACAGGACAGGUAAAUGACUGGCUGAGGGGGUGGUGUCUGGACCAGGGAUUUGGGUAUUUUGAUCUUGGGCCGUCCUUUGAGAGUCCGGGUAUGUGGGCUACGGACAGACACCAACUGAGCAAGUGGGGCGCAAGUGUGUUGGGGAACAAGCUCUCUGGGCUGAUUUCCAGGGCUUUAAACUAGGUUUGAUGGGGGAAGGGAGGGGAGCUAAAGGUGACAGAGAAGGGCUGGGGGAAGUUGUCACUGCUGACCCUGUUGAAGACAGGGAAAAACUUCUGAGCUCUCCCAUAGGAUUGUCUGAGGGCUUCUCAGAGAAGGUAGCGUUCCCGAUCCCCUGUCCAGUAUCAUCUUCUUGCAUCCCCCCAGGGGUAACUGCACCUGCUCCUUCCCUAAAGUGCCCUUUAUGUGAGGGAGCAAUUAGAGUGUACCCAGCUCCACCUGGGGGAGGGUGAAGGACAAGUGGAGAGCUUGUGGGUAAGAAUUAAGGGGUGGGCUGGUAUGGGAGACACGGUGGUAGGGGUCUACUACAGGUCUCCAGAUCAGGAGGAGGAAGUCGAUGAGGCCUUCUAUGAGUAGCUGCUAGUAGCCUCACGAUCACGAGCACUGGGUACGUCCGUUCCCUGAGCAGGCGGAUUCAAAGGAACAGCUGCUCCCUGAGCUGGCGGACUCAAAGGAACAGGAAAUGACGACUCCUGCUUGUCCUUGCCUUGUGCCCUGCAGUGUACAGGGGCUACUGGCAGGAGUAUGCUGUGGGCUACUGGACCGCUCCGCUGUUUCCAACGCCAUACGCUUACAACCUACGGUCUGCUGAGCCAGUACCCAACGGGACACUUCAUGGACUGUUCCCGCCUGUUACUUGCCAGGGAAGGAAGCUGACUACCAUCCAUAUCGAUGCCACCGUGCAGGCAGGUAUCAAUCUGACACAUGAAACACUCUUGUCAUCAGACAGCACCACGCAUGCGACGGAGGACGGAAAAGAAACCGUUCUGCCGGUGGCGCAAUUGUGCGGCUCCAUUGACAUUUGGGACAAUGGGACAAUAGCGGAUGUGACCGUUCCGCCGUGGACAGUUAAGACCAUGGUGCGCAAUCAGUCGGUGGCCUGGUUGUGGGUGGGGCCACUGGGCCAAGCUCCUGCACCGGUGGACUUUUUCCCUGGGGAUGUUUGGACUGUAAAUAGCCAUGCGACGGCCCCUUAUCAAUCGGUCCGCAUCGUACAAGUUUCGAACUCUGCUCAUUGGCGUUUACCUAACCCCUAUUGGUUGCUCUGUUCUCAGAAACGUGCUUGGAAGGUGAUCCCAGCUAACAGGACACUUGGUUUGUGCUCUAUGGGUCUGCUAUUGUGGCCGCAUCGCACUGCUCGCAGCCCACGAGCAACCCGAAGAGUCUCUAAAAUUCCGGUGUUGUUAUAAAUGAGAGAUAAAAGGUCAGCUCAGUACACACAGCAAGCAAGGAGCAAUCAAGAGGAAAAUUUAAUGAUAGGGUUAAUUAGAGAUUUCGCAAAAAUGCAGAAUGUGAGUCAAGUGACCGCUUGUUUACCUAUACCUAAAUCCGCAGGUGGUCCUAUACCCUGGGGCAUAAUCACAUCAUCGAUACCCCAGAUUGAGAAAAACAAAACAGUCCAAUGUGAAUCGGAAACAAUCAUAGAGACAGAAAUGCUGGGAGGGUUUUAUAGAAAGUGUAAGAUUCGCCUUUAUCCUUGGUGUAAAAAGGAAAGAAAUUACAUAUUUACGGACCUAGACAACGAGGAUGGACGACUAGGGAUGUGUGGGUAUGAUGCACCAUGCACACGACAAAAGGAAAAGGUUAUAUGGAAGUGCAAAGAAGGUAAUGAGAUAGGUGGAUUAGAGGGUUGGGAGUCAGCAUGGGCAUUAAGUAUACUGCAGAAAUACCAAUAUGGGGGGAAUACUUCUUGGUGUUUGCAAUGGGUAGGAAGGACGAAUAGUGACCAGAGUUUACUAUAUGAGACAGCUCAGAGGGAAACUAGUAGUCGGGAGAGGGUAAAGGCAGUCCCGUGGUGGAAUUGUACACAAAUAUUCAAUUGUGACACUGCUUUAGAAACAAUAUCUCUGCUCCCGGUAAAGAUAGCCUUAGCCACCGGAUGUGCAUGCAGAGGUCUACAAGUUAACAUGAGUAUCACCAAUCUGAAUAUAGCCAGCCAGACUGGUAGGGAAAAGAUCUUAGUGAAUUGUAAAUCUUCAACUAUACGAAGCAUGGGACAUUUUGUGUGGGCCGCCAGUGAUGGAACUUGGACAACUCAUUUAAGUUUGGAUGGCCCAGUAAAAGAAAUAACUUUAGGAUUGCCCACUCUUUUCCCACUUUGGAAGAAAUCCUCUCUCAUAAGGAGAAGGACAAAAAGAGAAGUAAGUGAAGAAAAUGAUGGGUGGCAGGAACCGUCCACUGGGAUUAAAUUUGGAUGGAUGGCAGAAUCGUUGUUUGCCCCGAUAGCUUCCUACCACAACAUAGAGCUGAUUUACAAUUUGAUGGGGCAAGUACAUAGAUUGGCCAGCAUUACCAGAAAGGGGUUUAAGGACUUGAAUAUACAGUUACAAACCACAACAAGAAUGACCCUGCAGAAUAGGUUGGCCCUGGAUAUGCUUUUGUUAAAAGAACAUGGUGUCUGUGGAUACCUGAAAGAAAAGGCUGACCAUUGCUGUAUACACAUUCCGAAUGUAACUGCCAAUGUAGAACGUGACAUAUCCCAACUAGCCCAGGUAGAAUCCAAAAUAAAAGAAGAGCAGCGUGACGCAGAACAGAAUUGGCUGGGGGCAACUCUCGAGGGGCUAGGCCUUCAUCUAGAAGGAUGGCUUAAAUCGCUUUUGCAAACAAUAUUGCUACUAGUAAUAGUAUUCAUUGUGAUAGGGCUAGUAUAUUCAUGUAUAAAAGCAAAAAUAGCUAGAAGCAGUAUAAUGAAUUGCAGCAUGCUGACCAUUCUCGCCAAAAAUCACGAGGAGUUCCCAUUAUCACCACUUGCUCCUGGGAUGGAUACUCGUCCCUAAGUAGUUAUGAUUAAAUCACGCUUAGCGUAAUGGGUUAAAGGGGGUACGUGCAUAAAGAGGGGGGAGAUGUGGGGUUAUUCUGGGUCGUGCCUGCGUGCACGAGGGGAAGGGUCUGGGGUGCCUGCGAGCACAAUGGGAGGGGUCCUGGGUUCCUGGGUGGGACGCUUUGGCACUAUAUAAGAUACUGUCACACAGCAAUAAAUGGGCUUACG